AAGGAAGAAAUGUGUUCCACAUUCAUUUAGUUUUGGCCGUCAUAAGGGAACCAUCAAAAUACUCAACACACGUUCGAUAGUGAAGUGUUCACCCUUGUCUGCUACAGUUGGUUGUUUGUAAUUUGCUGCAAAAAUGAAGUAAUACGCACGGGCGGUUUAUUAUUACGCUGACCAAUAAGGAUGAAAUAAACUCUGUUGUCUGCUGCCAGCAGUGCAUGGAAAGUUGCUUAUGACAUAACUCUGCGUCGUGGUGGUCCGUGCGUCCUGCUGUUGAUUGUAAAUCAAACGAUCUAGCCUGCAGAAAGACAAGAUCCUCCAAUUCCGUUUGUCAACAGCUGCAAUCGUGAUAUUUGUAGUGAGCUGAGCCGUAAAUGAACGCGACAUACCGUGCAUCCAUUGCCCUUCGACGUGUCUAGAAUCAAGAAGCAGCAGCAAGUCAGCGCACUAUGUCGUUGGCCGCCGUAUUUGUGCGCCGCGCGCAGAACUUUAUAAAUGUGCGAUAUGCGCGUCUUCUCUGCACUCAAGUCAUUUCACCAUCGUUAUCAAAAGAAAAUUUCGACUAUGAUCUUGUGGUCAUCGGUGGAGGUUCGGGAGGUUUGGCGUGCGCCAAGCAGGCCGUCCAACUUGGUGCCAAGGUGGCGGUACUGGACUUUGUGAAGCCGUCACCGCGCGGAACUAAGUGGGGCCUUGGCGGGACGUGCGUUAAUGUAGGCUGCAUUCCGAAGAAGUUGAUGCACCAAGCUUCGCUGCUGGGCGAAGCUAUCCACGAUUCGCAACCGUACGGGUGGAAGUUCGCUGAUCCGAGCUCGGUGCGACACGACUGGGCCACACUCACCGAAUCGGUGCAGAACCACAUCAAAUCGGUCAAUUGGGUGACGCGGGUCGAUUUACGCGACCAAAAGGUGGAGUACAUCAACGGUCUCGGUUACUUCAAGGAUGCGCACACUGUGGUGGCCCUGAUGAAAAAUCAAAGCGAGCGGGAGCUGCGCACCAAGUACGUCGUGAUCGCGGUUGGUGGACGGCCUCGCUACCCCGAAGUUCCCGGUGCAUCAGAACACUGCAUCACUAGCGACGAUGUGUUUAGUUUGCCCCAGGCUCCAGGCAAGACACUGCUCGUCGGCGCUGGUUACAUCGGGCUCGAAUGUGCCGGUUUCCUCAAGGGACUCGGGUACGACGUGACGGUGAUGGUACGUUCGAUCCUGCUCCGUGGAUUUGACCAGCAGAUGGCCACCAUGAUUGGUGACUCUAUGGUUGAGAAGGGCAUCAAGUUCCACCACAAGACACGUCCGCUGGCGGUCGAGAAGCAGUCGGAUGGGCGACUGCUUGUGCGCUACGAAACGGAUGGUGCCGGGGCGGGCGAGGAGACGUUCGAUACUGUGUUGUUUGCGAUUGGUCGCCAGGCCGAGACGGGCACACUGAAGCUGGACCGCGCCGGUGUCGUAACGGCCGACGGUGGCAAAUCGGAUAAGAUCGACGUGAACGGCGAGGAUCAGACGAACGUGCCGAAUAUCUAUGCGGUCGGUGAUGUACUGUAUCGCAAACCAGAGCUGACUCCUGUAGCGAUCCAUGCCGGGCGCAUCAUUGCUCGACGGUUGUUCGGUAACUCCGACGAAACGAUGGACUACAAAGAUGUGGCAACAACCGUGUUUACGCCCCUUGAGUAUGGGUGCGUCGGAAUGAGCGAAGAGAACGCAGAGGCUGCUCACGGCAAAGACAACAUCGAGGUUUACCAUGCUUACUACAAACCAACCGAAUUUUUCGUUCCGCAGCGGUCUGUUCGCUACUGCUACUUAAAGGCGGUGGCGCUUCGCGAAGGCGACCAACGUGUGUUGGGACUGCACUUCCUAGGACCGGCCGCCGGCGAGGUAAUUCAGGGCUUUGCGGCUGCUUUGAAGUGCGGGUUAACGAUGAAAAUUCUGCGCAAUACUGUCGGUAUUCAUCCUACGGUCGCCGAAGAGUUUACACGUCUCGCGAUUACCAAGAGCUCUGGGCUUGAUCCUACACCGGCCACCUGCUGCAGUUAAAUUAAAUCAAUCAAUCCAUCAAACAACUCAAAUAUGCGACGCCGUUUGCCACCAAAAUAGCCGUUAAUAAUUAGCCAGCCGUUUGCCAGCCAUGAGGUAAAAAAAUGUAAAAAUUCAUUAAUACACCCCCACAUACACACCCACGUUAACUAGGGCAUGUACCCAAGAUGAGAAACAUAAAAAGACGAGGAACAACUCACACCAAGCCAGGAACUAUUUUGGGUUAAGACCAGAACCAGUUUUGUGUGCUAAGAGAAUUAAAACAAUACCAUUUCGAGAAUAUCAAAGUUGCGCAAGGAAAUGAAAGUUACAUCAAAUCAAAUCAAUUUUUUGGGCGUGUUCAGUUAGAUGAUAUAGUUUCCUCUGAAAGCAAAAGCAAAUAAAGUAAAUUAAAUAUUAAAUUUCAAAAGUAGGCGUUCCAAUAACCACGCGGUCGAAGGCCGGAUGCAGGGUUUCUCAAUAAAAUUGAGCUUGUGUAAUUUUAUAGAAAACAAGUCUUUUUUGAAAGACAUAAGAGAAAAUCGUUUGAGAAGUGCAACCGUAAAAUAUUCAAAGUUCGUUUGGACUGUAAGAACUGUUCAUACUUUCUUGUAAACCAUCUGAGCUUGUAAUUAUUAUAUCGUCUGUGAAAGUAAUUCAAUAAAUUUUUCUUGUAAUAAUGC
Messenger RNA from Anopheles bellator, 2686 nucleotides. RefSeq names its product thioredoxin reductase 1, mitochondrial-like. Lineage: Eukaryota; Metazoa; Arthropoda; Insecta; Diptera; Culicidae. The record is from RefSeq and is a predicted model, not a curated record. Gene Ontology annotation, biological process: glutathione metabolic process; cellular response to oxidative stress; cell redox homeostasis. The transcript is spliced from 2 exons. Bases 447 to 2024 code for a protein of 525 amino acids. Gene Ontology annotation, cellular component: mitochondrion; cytosol. Gene Ontology annotation, molecular function: glutathione-disulfide reductase (NADPH) activity; thioredoxin-disulfide reductase (NADPH) activity; flavin adenine dinucleotide binding.